Messenger RNA from Penicillium daleae, 1242 nucleotides. RefSeq lists its product as uncharacterized. Lineage: Eukaryota; Fungi; Ascomycota; Eurotiomycetes; Eurotiales; Aspergillaceae. Bases 1 to 1242 code for a protein of 413 amino acids. Gene Ontology annotation, cellular component: plasma membrane. Gene Ontology annotation, biological process: cell surface receptor signaling pathway; adenylate cyclase-activating G protein-coupled receptor signaling pathway. Gene Ontology annotation, molecular function: G protein-coupled receptor activity. The transcript has 2 exons. The record is from RefSeq and is a predicted model, not a curated record.
AUGUUGAGCAUAGCGAUACACUGGCUGUUGGCGCCGGAAGGCCCCUCACACAAAUCACUCCAAUCUCGUUGGGAUACCUCGGCGGAUGUGGCAGCGAACUCACCCAACUCGGCAGCUGGGUCAUGGAUAAUCGAUCCGCUGCCUUCGCUGCAACGGACAGGCCUAAUUGUGGUCUCGGCGUUGGCAACCGUCUCUCUGAUUGCCACAUUCAGCUUGCUAUGUUUCUUCACUUAUCGCUUUAUCUUCUGGAAGAAGUACUAUAAGCGGUAUAUUGGCUACAAUCAAUAUGUCGUUCUCAUGUACAACUUGGCACUAGCCGACUUUAUACAGGGCUUGGGGUUCAUUGUGAGUUUGAAAUGGAUUGCCAAAGACUCUUUACAUGCAGAAGACCCAGCAUGCUUCUUGCAAGGCAUUUGGCUGCAGAUUGGCGAUCCAAUGAGUGGAUUGUUUGUUCUCGCGAUCGCUUUGCAUACUUUUAUGCAAGUAACAAUGGGUCGCCAACUCGGUCAUCGCACAUUCGUGGCAAUUGUGGUUGGUUUAUGGGUAUUCGGGGUAAUACUUGUCAUCAUCCCAAUUGCACUUGUCGGCCCUCACGUUUGGAUGCCUUCCGUGGCGUGGUGCUGGAUGACCACGCAACAUCCCUCCCUCCGCCUUUGGACACAUUAUUUCUGGAUCUUUGCAGCCCAGUUUUUCAAUCUUGUUCUGUACGCCAUCAUGUUCUUCCAGCUUCGACGUCGAAUGUCACAGUCAAAAAUUCUCGGCCAAAGUUAUACGGAGAGUGUUCGCCGCCUCAAUCGAGUUGUCUCUUAUAUGGUUCUUUAUCCAAUUGUCUACAUCGUUUUGACGCUCCCAUUAUCUGCGGGCCGGAUGGCGUCCGUGAGCGGAAAUAGCCCGAGUGUUGCAUACUUUUGCGUUGCAGGUGCCCUCAUGACACUUUCCGGGUUCUGCGAUACCCUUCAGUAUACCCUGACUCGGAAAAGUAUCGUCUUGGAUUCCGAGACGAGAACAAAGAGAGACGAUGGGUACUACGACCUCUCGAGGAGUGGACAAAAGAGAACAAAGCAGGGCAAUAUGCAUUCAAUGAAGUCAGAAGACCAGGGUCCGGUGUCUACAGUCUGUACAACAUACCAAAGGGGAUCUUCUACCGAUGCAAUUGUUCCCAAAGACGAGAUAGAGCUCGCAUCCGUGCCCCAAGUGUACCAGCACACUACAAUUACGGUGACACGGGAGCCGGCUUACUGA